Molecule: messenger RNA, 282 nt
Organism: Anopheles aquasalis
Lineage: Eukaryota; Metazoa; Arthropoda; Insecta; Diptera; Culicidae
Gene: Ccdc56
Product: Coiled-coil domain containing 56
Biological process (GO): mitochondrial respiratory chain complex IV assembly
Cellular component (GO): mitochondrial inner membrane
Source: RefSeq, a predicted model, not a curated record
AUGUCCAGUGGCCAGGGGGAAAAGGGUGAGUUCAAGAUCGCCGAACCGGGCCGCCAGCUGAAACGGGCGGAGGCCGACUUUAUGCGACUGAUCGAACAGCAGAACCUGCAGCGCGUGCAAAAGUUACAGCGCCAGCGGCGCAACAACAAACUGACCGGCAUCGCACUCGGCGGAACCGUGCUCGGUAUUUACCUCUACUCGAUGUUCUCCGUGAAGCAGGAAAAGUUUUUGGACGACUUUGAAGAGCCCGUGAAAAUCGAGGUCGAAAACAAGGCCCUCUAG